Molecule: messenger RNA, 1230 nt
Organism: Penicillium brevicompactum
Lineage: Eukaryota; Fungi; Ascomycota; Eurotiomycetes; Eurotiales; Aspergillaceae
Exons: 1
Coding region: 1-1230 (409 amino acids)
Source: RefSeq, a predicted model, not a curated record
AUGCACUUCAACGCAGAAGAAGGGAGUCCAAACCUCAAAUUUGACAUUGCUGCUCCGCGAGGAUGGUCUUAUGCCCUUGGCGACACCAUCAUCGGCAACGUGGUACGCCACAGCCCGAUUGUCGCCUCCGAAGCCGAACUCACCGUGACGCUCUCCGGUCGGGUGAAGACCAAAGUCUGCCGGUACGAAAAUUCUUCUGGGCCGCCCGGUAGCAGUGGUAGCAAAACAACAUAUCGCUCCGAAUUCCAGCUGUUGGACUUGGCACCGGAGGUGGUGUACCAAGGACCUCUGCAUUUGCCAGAGGGCAGUGACGAGACACUUAACUGGCCGUUCCAAGUGACGAUUCCGACGCAGCCCGCUGAGCGGAUUCGAAACAGCCUCCAGCAUCCCCAACCCUUUCUUUCUGGAUCAUUCUAUUCCAACCCAGACCAGGACGGGAGUCAGUGCAAAGUGGAAUAUUCACUCACCGCAAUCUUGAGAUACAAAUUCGGUCGUGAUCGCGAGCACAAAGCAAUAUGGCCCAUCAACAUCCGCCAUAUCGUGCCAGAGUGUCAAGACCGCUAUGCCGUACGAGCUUGGAGAUCCCAAAAAUCACUCCGGAGCCAGCGUUUGCUCCCCGGGAUGGACAAUGCUAGCCUCUCCCUCAAACAAGGAUUCAAGAAGUUCUUGCAUACUUCCAGCGUACCAAAGCUCUUCUACGACGCGGAGAUCACAAUACCUUGCGUGAUCCAACUUGACGACCCGCAGCCCCUCCCGGUCUCACUACAGAUAGUUCCUUGUCGGGAUCAAACAACCGAAAUAAUCAAGGACACACCUCAAGAGUUUAAAAUUAACUGGAUCAACUUGCUCAUUCAUCGGCAUACGGAGCACAACGCACAGAAACAUCACCCAGAACGGCUGCACGACAAACCCGUCGAGCAUUCAGAGACAAUGAUGUUAGACACAGGCCUACAGAGACUCUCCCACAAUAUGGACUCCCCCUUGACGAUAUCCACGGGAAAGCUCAACGAGCCGGUUCAUCUUGGAAACACGUUUCAACUUACAUUUUCGCCCAAGGGGCUAUCCUCUGGCACUAAACCUUUGACGCCGCUCGCUAAGAUCUAUCCUGAAUUCAACACAUACCGCAUCAGCCACAAGAACUCUUUCGAAUGGCAAGUCUGUGUCAGUGUGGCUGGAGAGACCAGGUUACACAAGAUCAUGACGGAGAUCAGAGUUAUUGACGCCGUUUGA